Chionomys nivalis (European snow vole) is the source of this 6857-nucleotide messenger RNA. RefSeq names its product ceramide synthase 6 (gene Cers6). Gene Ontology annotation, cellular component: membrane. Gene Ontology annotation, molecular function: DNA binding; sphingosine N-acyltransferase activity. NCBI's taxonomy places the organism in Eukaryota, Metazoa, Chordata, Mammalia, Rodentia, Cricetidae. The record is from RefSeq and is a predicted model, not a curated record. Bases 169 to 1347 code for a protein of 392 amino acids. Gene Ontology annotation, biological process: ceramide biosynthetic process. The transcript is spliced from 11 exons.
AGCCAGCCCUGAGCCUGGGAGCGCAGCGGCCACUGAGGAGGCGGCGGCAGGCGGGAGAGGCGGCGGCGGCACAGGCUCGGGGCCAACCCAGAGCGCAUCCCCGGCACCCUGCGCUGCGGAGAGCUCGGAGGAGCGCGGGAGCCGCGACACGGGAGUGGACAAAGCAAGAUGGCAGGGAUCUUAGCCUGGUUCUGGAACGAGCGGUUUUGGCUUCCGCACAAUGUCACCUGGGCAGACCUGAAGAACACGGAGGAAGCCACCUUCCCGCAGGCGGAGGACCUUUACCUCGCCUUCCCCCUGGCCUUCUGCAUCUUCAUGGUGCGGCUCAUCUUCGAGAGAUUCAUAGCCAAACCAUGUGCCAUAGCCCUCAACAUCCAGGCCAAUGGACCACAAAUUGCCCAGCCAAACGCCAUUCUGGAAAAGGUCUUCAAUGCUAUAACAAAGCAUCCUGAUGAGAAGCGAUUGGAAGGGCUCUCCAAGCAGCUGGACUGGGAUGUGCGGAGCAUUCAACGCUGGUUUCGACAAAGACGCAACCAGGAAAAACCAAGCACCCUGACCAGGUUCUGCGAGAGCAUGUGGAGAUUUUCCUUUUCCCUGUAUGUAUUUAGCUACGGAGUCCGGUUCUUGAAACAGACCCCUUGGCUGUGGAAUACAAGACACUGCUGGUAUAACUACCCCUACCAGCCCCUCACUGCUGACCUUCACUACUAUUACAUCCUGGAGCUGUCGUUUUAUUGGUCCUUAAUGGUUUCCCAGUUCACAGACAUCAAAAGGAAGGACUUCGGCAUUAUGUUCCUGCACCACCUUGCAACUAUUUUCUUGAUAACCUUUUCAUACGUCAACAACAUGGCUCGAGUCGGGACCCUGGUUCUCUGUCUUCACGACUCAGCCGAUGCUCUGCUAGAGGCUGCCAAAAUGGCAAAUUAUGCCAAAUUUCAGAAAAUGUGUGAUCUUCUGUUUGUCAUGUUUGCCAUGGUUUUUAUCACCACACGGCUGGGCAUAUUUCCUCUCUGGGUGUUAAACACCACAUUGUUCGAAAGUUGGGAGAUCGUCGGACCCUUCCCUUCCUGGUGGGUUUUUAACCUGCUGCUGUUGCUACUACAAGGGCUGAACUGCUUCUGGUCUUACUUGAUUGUAAAAAUAGCCUGCAAAGCUGUUUCAAAAGGCAAGGCUGGGAAGUGGAACCCUUUACAUGUAUCCAAGGAUGACCGGAGUGAUAUUGAAUCUAGCUCGGAUGAUGAGGACUCAGAACCUCCAGGGAAGAAACCACACACUUCGACAACCACCAACGGAACCAGUGGUACCAACGGGUAUCUCCUGACUGGUCCAUGCUCCAUGGAUGAUUGACUACCCAAAACUAUAAGUCCUCAACAACGUGAACUGUUUGUUCCUGGAAGUAUUUAAUAAGUUGCAAAUGCAGUUCCUUUCCUGAUAUCUCAUCACCAGAGACAAAAAAAAAAAUUAGGAUUCUCAAAGCAUUCUGAAUAGUGUACUGCCAUGUGUCCUGUCUGUGAAUGAAGAAGAAAUCCCAUUCUCUGUAGGCAUGCUAUAUGUAACUGACACAAGGGAACAAUAUUUGCAUUUGUCUUAGAAUAUUAUUUAUUUUUUUAUUUGUUUGUAAAUCUGUGGACAGUCGAGGAUCCCCUCGCUCCUUUUCCUCUGGGCUCAUGACUGACCGUGAAGGAGAUGCUCCAUCUGUUCUACCCGCUUCUCAUGUUGUAGUCCAGUGUGCCGUGAGCAUCAGCAUCAGCUUACUUCAUCACUUAGAGCAAGUAAAACCCCGUGCAAGAUCCCCCACACAGCUCCCAAUAGGUUGGCUUUCUUUCUGUUCUGCACCCAUUUUGUGAUCGCCCAUAUAUAGUUGGUGGCUGUUGUCCCAUGGGAGUCUAAACAGGAUGUACCCAGUGUUUUAGUUUUUACUCUUUGUGGUCAAUUAGCAGUUCAAAUGAAAGAGGCUAGCUCUUAGGGGACUUGGAAACUUUAUAUGAAAUUGCUUUGAAAUAGUUUGUCUCUUGCGUACAAAUAUGAGAUUUCUUUGGUGUGGUCAGGAGUUGACCUUGUUGGUAACAAAGUUAUUUUGCCCUCCAAUGAGGCCAGUGUUCUGAUUCUGAAACAAUGUCACUUGCUUAAGCUCACAGACACAAAGGGACCCACAUGCUAGGGACUUGCUCUGUGUUCUGGGAAUCACAUAAAGAUAGCAACUGACUUCAACCAGGUCUUUUUUUCCAGAAUUCCUACUGUAUUAGCCUAGUCUUCUGCCUUGCCGUGUAAAAAAAAAGAAGCCAAGAAUGUUUCGAGGCAGAAAAAAAGAAUGAGUCUUUUAAGAGCUGGCAAAGCUACCUUCCGCGCAAAGCACUAUACUAGCGCAAGCUCUCAAGAGAAAGCCCUCCCUAAUGUUAGACUUGUGGGAGAAAGACCAUUUACCCUUCGCCUUUCUCCUUAACUGCAUCCCACAAUGACUUUCUUGUUGCUAAAAGUAUCAGGCUUGCACUGCAAGGCUGGUUUAUUUACCUCUCUGAAGACUCGUGGGGGCUCCUAAGAAUUUUUAUUCAAGUGGAGCUAUUUCCAGAAAAACAGCAAAAAUUCUCGUGGACAAUGGCAGUGACAGCCAUAAGGAAAGUUACCAAAGAGUAGUUCAUGAGCGUCCCACACCCCCCCCCACCCACCCAGGCCACUGUCAUUGGCAUGUGGCUUCGAAAACCACACGUAUGAGCCAAGGAUUUUAUCUCAUCUCGUCUUUAGUAAAAAGGGAAUUGAACAGUUAUGCAAAUACUCCUAAGUCAAGCAUCACCUAAAACAGGAAUCAAAAAAAUAAGGGCACUGAGUAGCCAAAAGUAAAGUGCCGCAGGGCAUGUCAUUGUCCUGGCCACGGCCAUCCAUAAUUCAUUUAGUUUUUCUUUAAUUAAAUCUUUAUACCCUUACUCUGAAACCUGUGAGUGACUAGGUAAGAGAAAAUUCCCGAAGAACUCUCACUGCAAUGUUAGCUCUUUCCCCACCCAAUUACAAAACAGUAUUUUCUGGUAUGGUCCAGAUUAUCAUUUUAAACGCUUGGAAGCAUGUCUCCUUGUUGCUGUAGAAGACAGCGCAACCUACUGUGACUUGAGCUUGGCUGAUUUAUUUGUCUAACAGUGAAACUUGGAAGUGUUUGAGUUUAUGAGACCAGUGAUAAGACACCAAAGGUAUUGUUAGUAUUCAGAGCAUUUGCUCAAAUGCAAAUAGGUGAAAACAAUAGCAGUGUUGAAGGGCGAACCUUUCUCAUCAUCUUAGCUAGGGAGCAUGCCCAUCUUGCUUCAGUAUCUGGGCACAUCCUCCCAGGGGUGAGAUGAACUUGAGGACCACAGUGUAUUUGAAUUUGAACCAGGUGACCCUUUUUUGCCCAGAAGAAUUUUAAGAUCAGUUUGUAAAUUCAGAAGAGGUAUGUAAAAUGGAGUAAGUUGAUUCUGCCCAUGUCAAGGGCAGUUCUAAACCCACUAGGAUAGGCACGUGUUUUCUGAUGCUUGACUUGUUCUUCUGUGUGUCUACAAAUUUUUGUUUCAUUUUACAUUCUAGAGAAAAUAAUUCUGUUCGGUAGAUUGAAAUGGAUUUUGUAGGCUUUUCCUGGAAUAGAAUAUUAUCAUCUCUGCUUCCUGUUCUCCCAUAGUGACCAGAUAAGACUGAGAGCAGGCACUGUGUGAGGAAUCUUGUCCACCUGUGCCAGGCCACAGCUUUCAGAAGUGUGAUUUGUAAAUCCAGCUAUAGUUUAGUCCCGAGUAGUGUCCUUCUUAAUUAGCUUAGCCUGUGGUGAUGUUCCCUUCCUCCUGGUCGCAUUCAGAUUUUCCCAGGGUACCAAGGUGUGUGUAGGAAGGACUCUAGGAAACGUGACUUUUGAUCUCCAGUGUUAUAGCUUACCUAGAUUUAGUGGGGGGAACGUGGGAAAUCAAGUAGAAUUUGGCCUUGAGUCAAUAAAUGAUGUGUGUGGUUUAUGUGUGUACAUGUAUAUUUCUCCAAAAACCAGUAAAACCAAAUUAUUACUGAUUCAUCUUCACCCAUAUUCUUUCCAUUUAAAAAAUACAUUCAUAUGUACUCUAGAAGCUUCCCUUCUCUUUUGGUUUGCUUCCCACCUGCUGAGAGUAGCCAUACCCUUUCAGCCUCUUAUCCACCAAGCUCCCUGAGACAGAACCCAGGUCCUAAAGCACCUGCUCUCACACAGACGCCAAGCCCAGUUCUCUGUCUCCAACCCAGUCCCGUGGAUGUUGAGAAGAGAGGAGCAGCCACACGUGUCAGUAUUGUGGGUCGGUCGAGUGUUUGCUGUAAAAACACAGAUCAUUGCCGUUUAACCCCAGGGCUGUAAAGCUGCUGGACUGUCAGGCAGAUGGUGUCCCACAUCCCCCUCCGAUUAUGCCCCUGGCAUCUAACAGAGAUGAACAAGGUAGACGAGGCAGGGAGCAAGCAAAGCUAGGUUAGAUCUUCAGUCCGUAUGAAGGGUGAGUCUCACAAUAUCAACUUUUCAUCUGAGCACCGUCAUGCACUCAGCCACAGCGCUGUGCUCACGGAUGGGCAGCAUGUGCUACCGUGGUCCCAAAAGAGGAUGCCAGCCUAGGCACUGAGAGGCCAUACUGUCUGCUUGUGUGUAAGUACACCCAGCGAUGUUCAUAGAAUGACAGAAUCAGUUAAGGACACAUUUCUCAGAAGACGUUAAGGGACAUGUGACCAUACUUGGUAGAGUGUGAGCUUGAGCAAACUGAAUGCCUUCCUGCACCUUAGAGAGAAGGGCUCUGAGUUGUCCAUCUUGCGUUUAAAUCUCAUUGUUAUUUGGGCUAAGUAAGAAUGAGACUUUGCUGUAGUCUGCCUGUUAAAAAUGACUUCAUUGAAGUUUACCUACGUCUUUGCUGACAAGUUCUCUGAGAGAAUGGAUGGCACCCUUGAUGGUCCCCAACCCAUUCAUCUUGUAUUAGUAAUCAUUUGGGUGGAAAUUAAUGCCAAAGUUGCCUGGAUAGUUGAGUACUUUUCUUAAUUUGAAGUGUAAAAAGCAUACAGAAUUACUCCAAAGGUGUCUAUAGGUCCAUUGAUCAGUAUCCAGACAGGCUUCAACACCUUUGGGAAUAAAAGGCUAAGUGUUAACAUUUUAUGCAGCAUCUAUGGCCUUCAGGCUCUCCCUCGCUUGCUUUCUUGUCUCUGACUUGUUCCUGCUUAGUAAAUAAGGAACCAUGGCCCUGAAAUGUUUCUAACAUCCAAAUAAUGAUGGCGUGGCUCUUUCGGGUUCUUGUGCGGAAAGAAAAGAGGAGAGCUCUAAUAUCCCACUUGGCCUCAGCUGUGUUGUCCCUGCCAGGAAUGACCACAGACUUCUUAGAAAGUGAAACGAGACUUUUUCCUCACUUGUCUUCUUCCCAAUAUCAGCUUCCCUUGCUGAGUUGAAAUUGUGCCAUUUUCCAAAUGCCAUAGGCUAAUUAGCAAUAUUCUACCAAUCACAUUUUAGCUCUACAAACUCAGGGGCCAAAGGAGAGCCUCGUGGUUUGCCUAUGCGAACAUAACACCAACCCGCCCCAAGGGGGCGCCAAGCAGAUGUGAGGGAGCCCUGACCACAGCUAUUGAAACCCCUGUAACCAGCACUCAUAGGUAGCCAGUUUUCAUCAAGAAAAUUGUAAUGAAGAACAUAAAUCAUCAUAAAGUAAUGAAAUCUGUAGGCACCCCAAGGAGGACCUUGGCCUCUUGCGUGGUCUUGUGACUUGAAUUUAACCAGAGCCUUUGAAGUGAAUGCAUUGGCGAAUGGGUGCAUUGAGGCCUCACCAACUCUAAGAAGUGAAAAAGGCCUCUGCCACUGGGUGGCACUUGGCAUCUGUAGGGGACUGGGUAUUUCCAGGAUUGCCGGGAAGUGAUGAGAGGGCUCCAUUGGCCUAGAGCCGAUCUCACUUGUCUCAUUCACUUAGUCAUCCUUUAGCCUUUGCAGCUCUGGUGAGAGAAAGCCAAAUGCGAACAUGUUUCUGCUUUCAGUUUACCUGUGACCAUUAGAUCAGUUCUUCCCACACCUGCUCCUGUGUCCGGGCCCAUUUUCCUGGGAGGAUAAAAUAUUAAAAGGUGUGCCCAUGUGCCCAUGUUUCCUUAGCACAGGUCCACGAUUGCUUGGCUUCCUGUACCAUGAGCUGCCUGGGAACCGAGGUACGGCAACAGUCAUUUUCGUUUCUGUGUUCAGUGAAGAAGUUGAUUUCGUUCAUAUUUCCUACCCUUUUUACCUACAGUGAAUGUCAUCAACUAUCUGUAAAACUCCUUAAUGUGAAGAAUAUUUUUUUCAUGUUAGCUACAAAGCUCUGGAAUAGUUCUGUUAUGAUUCUGGAACUUCUGCUCAACGGUUAAUUAACAUAAAUGUGGAAAACACGCCAGUUUGAUUUCCCCUAAGCUCCCGGUCUUCAUCGUUCCUUUGCUCGAGUCAUGUUCAUUUCCCUUCAUGGCCGUUUGCUAUCAUAGAAAAGGAUGGUGGUUAAUUUGGGAAUGUGUUUCUCUUUUCCGGCUUUCAGUGAGGACCAGGGUAGGUGCCGGAAGCUCUUUGUUUUUCUAAAGACAGUUCGGUACUUGAGCUUCUGUCAGAAGUGGAAUGGUGUACCAUUAGCCAGUUAGAAUUAUUCCGUGUACUAUUACCGUGUUUUGCUGAUUUUUAUAUGGAAAUAUAAUUAUUCGUUCUUGAUCUUUGGAAGUAAUCAUUAUUAUGAGGAUCAUUUUACUUCGGAAACACUUUCAUAAUAAAGAUAAGUAUUAAGAGUCCAGCAAAAGUGUCCUUUACUGUAAGCAUGGCCAGCUGAACUGGGAACACAUCGAGCAUUCCUGGGUUGGGUUAUGUCGGGGCGCAGCCAUUCAGCCGUUUCUUACAAUUAUCCAAACCAUUG